CUAAUCACGAGUAUUUUAGCUUUCACAAACACAGCGUUUUAUUCCCGCUGCUACGAAGAAACAGAUAUUUUGCGUCAGGCAAGGCACCCCUUCCUCCGUGCAAAAACAUCAUCAACCGAGGGAGGCGUGGAGGUACUCGCCUUGUGUCUCGCGACGACCGGCGUCAGGAGAGAUCCGCACGAGAUUAUUGUCAAGCUCGUUGCGGGAAACGACGCUUUCAAGUUUCGUUUGGAAACAACAGCCUGCUCGUUCAUGGCGGAAACGUCUGAGUGCCGCAAGCACUUAGUCGCCAUUCUCCUGCACUGCAACAGGACGGCAAUCCUUGCUCUGGACGACCUGAGCUGCACUGAUAGGAAUUACUCGUGGAGAAAGACGCCUGGAAAGGCACUUUACGGAGAGUCUGUGCCCGUGAAGGAAUUUUGCCACGUGAGAAUGCUGCCAGCCUCCCUGAAAUGUUCCCCUCAAGAGCAGGGGUAG
This is a messenger RNA of Ixodes scapularis (black-legged tick), 477 nucleotides long. RefSeq lists its product as uncharacterized. The transcript has 2 exons. The record is from RefSeq and is a predicted model, not a curated record. The annotation marks the transcript as partial. Lineage: Eukaryota; Metazoa; Arthropoda; Arachnida; Ixodida; Ixodidae.